AUGAUUGACUUGUUUAAUUAUCUUAUAUUUGCAGUUGACAUCAAAUUGAAUGGAAAAGAAGCUUAUUCUAGCAAGAUCAAUGUUAGAUAUAUCGGUGAUAAAAGUAAGACCGAGAAAUGUAGGACGAGACUGGGCCAAGAGAAAUCGAGAGGAGAUGUAAACUUUAAGCGAUUUUGUGCUUCUUAUCCAACUGCCCUUUAGUAUGAUGAUUGAAUGAAUCAAAAGGAUUCACAACGCCAACAUCCCUUUAUCUUAAUUUUUCCAGUAUUUUUACAGGUUUUGAAUGUUUAAUUAUGACGUUGAAUUGAAGAAUAGCCCGACAUCCAACAAGAAUACGAUUUGUUUGUUUGUUUACGCUUCAUGUGAUAUAAAUUUAGGUCCGUUCCCUGUUUAUAAGUCCGAAAUCAGGGUAGAUGUAUAUGUUGUAUGCAAACCAGGUGUUAGAUUUGUGUAGAUAUCUGGUUCCAAGUUGAAGUUUUCGAAAAUUGAGCAGACACAUCCGAUAUUUUUGAAUUAUUCCAAGUAUGUACGGUUUGAAGCCCUAAAAAUUCACUCCCUCUUCUUCAUUUUCAAUUACAGGUAAAAGUUUAAUUUUAAAUACAACAAAACUAGGAAUUAAGUUGUUGCUUGCAUGAAUCCUUUAAGAAGAGAUAUUAACACCUUCUUGAAGAGGAAUGAGGAACCUGUCCUGAUCUACUCGCACAUAGAUACGUGGUUGUGUCUGAUAUCUUCAACACAUAUUGUGCUAACUAUUUCAACUAAAGAUGAAUGCUUGAAUUACACUACGAGGAGGAUGACUUCCCAGUAUAUGUUUCAGAAAGAUCUCUAAAAGUGGUUGAACUUGAUUUUUAGAUCAACCUGAUAGACUUCUCUAAUGUCAAAGGCAAGAGCUACAAAUUUUAUUUUUACUGAGUAAAUUGUAGGGGGUUCGUUUUAGAUAACUUUCCAAAGAAUUACAAUUUGCUAAUAAUUUUGGGAUUCCAGAUUUGUUUACUGUUGCUACUGAGAGAAAGCAAAAGGUACAAGCUUUACUUUAUGGGGAAAAUGUUAAGAAAUACAAGUUAAAUGAAAGAAUG
This is a messenger RNA of Lactuca virosa, 1076 nucleotides long. The record is from the annotation of a GenBank genome assembly. Lineage: Eukaryota; Viridiplantae; Streptophyta; Magnoliopsida; Asterales; Asteraceae.